This is a messenger RNA of Poecilia reticulata (guppy), 638 nucleotides long. The record is from RefSeq and is a predicted model, not a curated record. Lineage: Eukaryota; Metazoa; Chordata; Actinopteri; Cyprinodontiformes; Poeciliidae.
GGCAAAUUGUGAGUAUGGCUUCUCAGUUGAUCUGUAGCGAAACGCAAAGCAGGGUGAGUUCAGUGCUAAACAGAGACGUAAAGCAGUUUGGGAAAAAGUUCAUGUUCGACUGUAAUGAAGAAACCUGCUGGAACUCAGACCAGGGGGACCGUCAGUGGGUGCUGCUGGAGUUUCCCCAAUCUGUAAAAGUCUCUGAGGUGAAACUCCAAUUCCAGGGAGGCUUCUCGGCUAAAGCAUGCAGAUUAGAAGGUUGCCGCAAAGACGGAAACUUCACAGGACUGAGCCAGUUUUACCCAGAGGACAAUAACUGUCUUCAGAGCUUUCCCAUAAAGGAGGCCCCCACCGUGGACAAAGUAAAAAUACUGUUUGAGAACAGCACCGACUUUUUUGGGAGAAUCAUUGUUUAUUCCUUGGACAUUAUGGGGGAAAAAACCUCAUGAGUAUUUUUUUUUCUUUUUUUUAAAAUGCUCUCAUGAGAGAGGAAAUGACCCGUGGCCAAAGUACAGGGUGGUGUGGUGACACUUGGAAAACAUGUCAUCUGGUAGUGCCACCUUGUGAACUGAUGCAAACGUGGCCUUUUUUGGUAUCGCUGCGUUUAGACGUCUGUGUAGAAGUUUCACUUCACGUCAGUAAAACAA